Messenger RNA from Galeopterus variegatus (Sunda flying lemur), 2092 nucleotides. Its product is annotated as SWI/SNF-related matrix-associated actin-dependent regulator of chromatin subfamily A containing DEAD/H box 1. Gene Ontology annotation, molecular function: ubiquitin binding; ATP binding; chromatin binding. The record is from RefSeq and is a predicted model, not a curated record. Bases 278 to 2092 code for a protein of 604 amino acids. The transcript has 14 exons. NCBI's taxonomy places the organism in Eukaryota, Metazoa, Chordata, Mammalia, Dermoptera, Cynocephalidae. Gene Ontology annotation, cellular component: nucleus.
CUCUCAGCUGGGAUCGCGCCGCGUCAACUUCCGGGCGGGUGCCCGCCAGCACGGCCUCCGCCGCUCCCCUUCUUUGGCCCCUUUGUGUCCCCGCAGUGUCGUGGCGCGGGCCCUGGAAGGCCCUUUGUCGAGGCAGGGGGCACCGUAGUGCAGGGAGCCUCUCUCUGUGGGUGGGCGCGCGGCCCGCUGGGGGGUUAGGUUGGGGAACGUGCCUGAGCGUGCUGGGAUAGUUCAUUUAUAUCCCCCUACCCCCCGGGGUGGUGGUUUCUACACCAAUAUGAAUCUUUUCAAUCUGGACCGUUUUCGCUUUGAGAAAAGGAAUAAGAUUGAGGAAGCGCCCGAAGCAACCCCUCAACCCUCCCAGCCUGGCCCUUCUUCGCCAAUUUCUCUUAGUGCUGAAGAGGAGAAUGCUGAAGGAGAAGUUAGCAGGGCAAACACCCCUGAUUCAGAUAUAACUGAAAAAACAGAAGAUUCUAGUGUUCCAGAAACUCCAGAUAAUGAAAGAAAAUCAAGUAUAUCAUAUUUCAAGAAUCAAAGAGGAAUACAGUAUAUUGAUUUGUCUUCUGAUAGUGAAGAUGUUGUUUCCCCAAAUUGCUCCAAUACAGCUCAAGAGAAAAAAUUCAACAAAGACACAGUGAUUAUAGUUUCUGAACCAUCUGAAGACGAAGAGUCCCAAGGCCUUCCCACCAUGGCACAUAGAAAUAAUGAUGAUAUUUCAGAAUUGGAAGACCUUUCGGAAUUGGAAGAUCUUAAAGAUGCUAAACUACAGACCUUGAAAGAACUUUUUCCACAAAGAAGUGACAAUGAUUUACUUAAGUUGAUCGAAUCCACAAGUACUAUGGAUGGAGCGAUUGCUGCUGCCUUGCUGAUGUUUGGUGAUGCAGGUGGUGGUCCCAGGAAAAGAAAAUUAUCAUCUUCUUCAGAGCUAUAUGAAGAAGAUGAAUUUAAUGAUGAUCAAUCUAUAAAAAGGACAAGACUGGAUCAUGAAGAGGAAUCAAAUGAGUCUGCAGAAUCUAGCAGUAACUGGGAAAAGCAGGAAAGUAUUGUACUGAAAUUGCAAAAAGAAUUUCCCAAUUUUGAUAAACAGGAACUAAGGGAAGUACUCAAGGAACAUGAAUGGAUGUAUACAGAAGCUUUAGAGUCUCUAAAAGUGUUUGCAGAAGACCAAGAUAUGCAAUAUGCUUCACAAAGUGAGGUUCCAAAUGGAAAAGAAGUUUCUUCAAGGAGUCAGAAUUAUCCUAAAAAUACAGCUAAGACAAAACUGAAACAGAAAUUUUCCAUGAAACCACAAAAUGGUUUUAACAAGAAACGUAAAAAAAAUGUAUUUAAUCCAAAGAGAGUCACUGAAGACUCUGAAUAUGAUUCAGGUUCUGAUGUCGGUAGUUCACUAGAUGAGGACUAUAGUAGUGGUGAAGAAGUGAUGGAGGAUGGCUAUAAAGGUAAAAUUCUUCACUUCCUUCAAGAUGCUUCAAUUGGUGAACUUACUUUGAUUCCGCAGUGUUCUCAAAAAAAGGCUCAGAAGAUAACAGAACUCCGGCCCUUUAAUAGUUGGGAAGCUCUGUUCACAAAGAUGUCCAAAACUAAUGGCUUAUCAGAAGAUUUAAUAUGGCACUGUAAAACACUGAUCCAAGAAAGGGAUGUAGUUAUAAAACUUAUGAACAAAUGUGAAGACAUUUCAAAUAAAUUGACCAAACAAGUUACCAUGCUCACGGGAAACGGAGGUGGAUGGAACAUCGAACAGCCCUCCAUUCUAAACCAAAGUUUGUCACUCAAGCCUUAUCAGAAGGUUGGUUUGAAUUGGCUGGCAUUGGUACAUAAACAUGGACUUAAUGGCAUUUUGGCAGAUGAAAUGGGCCUAGGAAAAACUAUUCAAGCCAUUGCGUUCCUGGCAUACCUCUAUCAGGAGGGUAAUAAAGGUCCUCAUUUGAUCGUUGUUCCAGCCUCAACUAUAGAUAACUGGUUAAGGGAAGUUAAUUUAUGGUGCCCCACUUUAAAGGUGCUCUGUUACUAUGGCUCUCAAGAAGAACGUAAACAAAUUAGAUUCAACAUUCAUAGUAAAUAUGAAGAGUACAAUGUAAUUGUGACCACGUAA